AUGGCCCAGCGACAGGUUCCAUUGCACGUCACACAGCCGACGCUGCUUACGAACCUAAACAUCCUCCCAGCAUCGAUAUCAUGGCAGAACUGUACACUCGAGUCCGACAAGUAUGUUUGUGUGCGCCAGGUCAACAACGAAGCCAAUGCGCCCGCCGAGACUGUUAUUAUCGACCUCAAGAACACGAAUAAUAUCAUCCGAAGACCAAUCCGCGCCGACAGUGCCAUUAUGCACUUGACUGAGCCCAUCAUCGCGCUCAAGGCACAAGGCCGGACACUGCAGCUGUUCAACCUCGAGACCAAGGAACGCCUGCAGACAUACAGCCACCAAGAGGACAUUCAGUUUUGGAGGUGGAUCAGUCAGACCACCCUUGCGCUCGUUAGCACAAAGGCCGUAUACCACUGGGAUGUCCUCGACUCGAAGAACGCUGUUGCGCCGCGCAAGAUCUUCGACCGCCAAGAGCAGCUCGAGAACAACCAGAUCAUCAAUUACGUUACCAACGAUGACGAGAGCUGGUCCUGCCUGGUUGGUAUCACCUCGAACCCUGCCGGUGGUAUCCGCGGCAACAUGCAGCUUUUCUCCAAGGCGAGAAAUGUGAGCCAGCCUCUCGAGGGCCAUGCUGCUACGUUCGGAACCCUCCGCCUCGAUGGCGCAUCGACCGAUACCAAGAUCUUCGCUUUCGCAGUCAAGUCAUCCUCUGGCGAGGCCAAGAUCAACAUUGUCGAGGUCGACCACAACGCCGCGAAUCCGGCCUUCCCGAAGCGCCUGAUCCCGAUCCAUUGGCCCGCCGAGGGUACUGGCGAUUUCCCGCUGGGCAUUCACAUUGCGCACAAGUAUGGUAUUCUAAUCGUAAUCACGAAGUUUGGAUUUAUUCACCUCCACGAUCUCGAGACGGGUACCGCGCUCUUCCUGAACAGAAUAUCCGAGGAAACAGUCUUCACCACUGCGCGCGAUGACGAAGGCACGGGUGUGGUCGUCAUCAACAAGCGAGGACAGGUACUCCACACGACCGUUCGCGAAGACACCCUGAUUCCAUACAUUAUGGAGAACCCGGCAUGCGCCGAAAUCGCAUACAAAUUGGCGUCAAAGGGCGGACUCCCGGGCGCAGACCAGCUCUACUCGCAACGAUUCGAGAAUCUCAUGUCACAAGGAAACUUUUCGGAGGCAGCCAAGGUCGCGGCCAGUUCACCUCGUGGUUUCCUCCGUACGAUGAACACGAUCAACAGGUUACGCCAAGUUCCCAACCAACCUGGUCAGAUCACUGUGCUUCUACAAUACUUUGGCCAAUUGCUGGACAAGGGCGGCCUGAACAAGGAGGAAACAUUGGAGCUAGCUCGACCUGUGUUUGCGCAGGGCCGUAAACACCUCAUCGAGAAGUGGCAGAAGGAGGGCAAGCUUCACUGCUCCGAGGAGCUCGGUGACCUUGCUAAACCGCACGAUUUGAACCUUGCUCUGGCCAUCUACAAGGAAGCAAACGUACCCCAGAAGGUUGUUGCAGCACUCGCGGAGCUCGGUCACUACGAUCUUAUCCUCCAGUAUUGCAACAGCGUCGGCUACACUCCUGACUACAAUGUCCUACUCCAACAUGUCGUCCGUAUCAACCCAGAAAAGGGUGCCGAGUUUGCGUCUCAACUGGCGAAGAAUGAGGGCGGCCCACUGAUCAGCAUCGAUCGCGUUGUCGACAUCUUCCAGUCCCAAGGCAUGAUUCAGCAAGCUACCGCCUUCCUGUUGGAUGUCCUUUCCAACGACUUGCCUGAAGAGGGUCACCUGCAGACCAAGUUGCUCGAAAUGAACCUGCUCAACGCACCCCAGGUUGCGGAUGCCAUUUUGGGCAAUGAGAUGUUCCAUCACUAUGACAAGAUGCGCAUUGCUCAGCUUUGCGAAAAUGCCGGCCUGCUCACACGUGCUCUGGAGCACAAUGACGACCCAACGGCUAUUAAGCGCAUCAUUGUUCAGACCGACAAGGUUCCGGAGGAGUGGUUGAUCAACUACUUCGGUCAGUUGACGGUAGAGCUUUCACUCGAAUGCCUGGAUGUCAUGCUUACAACAAACAUCCGCCAAAACCUGCAAGCCGUUAUUCGCAUUGCCCAGAAGUACUCUGACCUGUUGGGUGCUAACAGGAUUAUCGAUCUCCUCGAGAAGCACCGCACUGCCGAGGGUCUGUACUUCUUCUUGGGCUCCAUCGUCAAUGUGAGCGAGGACCCCGAUGUUCACUUCAAGUACAUUGAGGCAGCGACCACCAUGGGCCAGCUCAACGAGGUUGAGCGCAUCUGCCGUGAGAGUAAUUACCUCAACGGUGAAAAGGCGAAGAACUUCUUGAAAGAGGCCAACUUGACCGAACAAUUGCCUCUCAUCAUUGUCUGCGACCGUUUCAACUUUGUCCACGACCUGGUUCUUCACCUUUACAAGAAGCAGCAGUUCAAGUCCAUUGAAAUCUACGUUCAGCGCGUCAAUCCUGCCCGUACCCCAGCAGUUGUCGGCGGUCUCCUCGACGUGGACUGUGAUGAGGGCAUCAUCAAGGGUCUCCUAGCCUCCAUUACACCAUCGUCCAUUCCCAUUGAUGAGUUGGUCGCUGAGGUCGAGUCCCGCAACCGUCUGAAGCUCCUUCUCCCCUUCUUGGAACAGACUUUGGCCAGCGGCAACCAGCAACAAGCAGUGUACAACGCGCUUGCCAAGAUCUACAUUGACAGCAACAACAAUCCCGAGAAGUUCCUGAAAGAGAAUGACCAGUACGAUACCCUUAUCGUUGGAAAGUACUGCGAGAAGCGUGAUCCAAACCUUGCGGCGAUUUGCUACAUGAAAGGUCAGAAUGAUCUCGAGUUGGUCAACAUCACGAACGAGAACGCCAUGUUCAAGGUCCAAGCACGCUACCUCUUGGAUCGGGCGGAUUCUGAGAUUUGGGAUUAUGUAUUGAGUCCUAACAACCUGAACCGUCGAUCACUUGUUGAUCAAGUCAUUUCGACAGCAGUUCCUGCGUCUACUGAUCCAGACAAGGUUUCUGUUGCGGUCAAGGCAUUCAUUACUGGUGACAUGCCCGCUGAGCUCAUCGAACUGUUGGAGAAGAUCAUUCUUGAGCCUUCGACUUUCAGCGAUAACCCCUCUCUUCAAAACUUGCUGAUGCUUACCGCCUGCAAGUCUGAUCGCGGCAGAGUUAUGAACUACAUUCAGCAACUUGACCAAUAUACUCCCGAGGACAUUGCACAGCAGUGUAUUGAGGUUGGCAUGUUCGACGAAGCCUUUGAGAUCUUCAAGAAGCAUGAGAACCAUGUUGAGGCUGCCAAUGUUUUGAUCGAGCACAUUGUCAGCAUUGACAGAGCACAAGAGUAUGCCGAACGCGUCGACCGACCUGAGGUCUGGAGCAGAGUCGCAAAGGCUCAACUGGAUGGUCUACGUGUUUCAGACUCUAUCGAGUCGUACAUCCGUGCAGAGGAUCCGUCCAACUUCCUGGAAGUCAUCGAAAUCGCUACCCAUGCUGGCAAAGACGAGGACUUGAUCAAGUACUUGAGAAUGGCACGAAAGACACUCCGUGAGGUCCCCGUCGAUACUGCCCUAGCAUUCUGCUUUGCUCGUACGGAGCAAUUAGCAGAACUUGAGGAUUUCCUCAGGGCUACCAACGUUGCCGAUGCUGAAGCUUCGGGAGACAAGGCCUACGAGGAGGGCUACUAUGAGGCGGCCAAGAUCUUCUACACGAGCAUUUCCAACUGGGCUAAGCUUGCCACAACCCUUGUACACCUUGAAGACUACCAGGGUGCAGUUGAAUGCGCAAGGAAGGCCAACUCGAUCAAGACGUGGAAGCAGGUCAACGAGGUCUGUGUGGAAAAGAAAGAAUUCCGCCUCGCACAGAUCUGUGGCUUGAACUUGAUUGUCGAUGGCUCUGAAGUUGUUUCGGUAGUCAAGCAGUACGAGCGCAACGGCUACUUUGACGAGCUGAUCAGCCUUCUUGAGGCUGGUCUCGGUUUGGAGAGAGCACACAUGGGCAUGUUCACUGCGCUAGGUGAAGCACUUGCGAAGUACCACCCUGAACGACUCAUGGAGCAUCUCCGCCUCUUCUGGACCCGUAUCAACAUCCCCAAGAUGUUGAUUGCUUGUGAGAAUGAGCAUCUCUGGCCUGAACAAGUCAUGCUUCUGGCGAGCUUCGAAGAAUACGACAAUGCAGUAAUGGCUAUGAUCGAGCAUGCUGCGGAUGCUUGGGAGCACGAGAGCUUCAAGACUACCAUUGUCAAGUCGUCGAAUGUUGAGAUUUACUACCGCGCACUCGGCUUCUAUCUUGAGCAACAUCCCACUCUGCUGACGGACUUGUUGCAAGUUCUCACGCCGCGAAUCGACGUCAACCGUGUCGUGCGAAUGUUUGUCAAGUCCGACAACAUUCCUCUGAUCAAACCAUUCCUCUUGAAUGUUCAGUCGCAGAACAAGCGCGACGUGAACAACGCGCUGCACGAUCUCCUGAUUGAAGAGGAAGACUACAAGACACUUCGGGACUCGGUCAACAACUACGACAACUAUGACCCUGUGGAUCUUGCACAGCGCCUGGAGAAGCACGACUUGGUGUUCUUCCGUCAGAUUGCCGCCGAUAUCUACCGCAAGAACAAGCGAUGGGAGAAGUCUAUUGCGCUUUCCAAGCAAGACAAGCUGUUCAAGGAUGCGAUUGAGACCGCAGCGAUAUCUGGCAAGCCUGACGUUGUCGACGACUUGCUUCGCUACUUCGUCGACAUUGGUAGCCGCGAGUGCUAUGUCGGCAUGCUUUAUGCCUGCUACGAUCUCAUUCGCCCCGAUGUCAUUCUCGAAAUGUCAUGGCGCAAUGGUCUUCACGAUUUCACUAUGCCGUACAUGAUCAACCUCAUUGCCCAACAGACAGCUUCUCUUGAGAUGCUGAAGAAGGACAAUGAAGAGCGCAAGGCCCGCGAAGCCUCGCAGCAGAAGAAGGAGGAAGACACUCCGAUCCUGGGUUCCCGCCUGAUGCUUACGCAAGGCCCGAUUGGCUCAGCUCCCUCUCCAGGCCCAUAUGGACAGGCUAAUGGCAUCGCGCGCCAACCUACUGGAGGCUUCCGACCGUUCUAGAUAUGUGUACUGAGGGCGACAUGAUUCUCUGGGUAGGAGGGCUGAUUCAGGCUAAUUUCGAUUUGAACAUUGACGUUUGGUGGAGGGUAGAAAAAGUAUGGGUGAGGUGCAUACAUCUAGGCGGUAUGCAGGAAUGUACUCUACAGGCGUUGGAGGUUAUUAUAUGAUUUGGAGGUGGCCCUUUAUGGAGCAUCUCUAGACACAUGGUACCCUAGUUAAUUGCAUGACUUGUG
This is a messenger RNA of Exserohilum turcica Et28A, 5291 nucleotides long. RefSeq lists its product as uncharacterized. The record is from RefSeq and is a predicted model, not a curated record. Gene Ontology annotation, molecular function: clathrin light chain binding; structural molecule activity. The transcript has 11 exons. Gene Ontology annotation, biological process: receptor-mediated endocytosis; Golgi to endosome transport; intracellular protein transport. Gene Ontology annotation, cellular component: actin cortical patch; clathrin coat of trans-Golgi network vesicle; clathrin coat of coated pit. Lineage: Eukaryota; Fungi; Ascomycota; Dothideomycetes; Pleosporales; Pleosporaceae. The coding region runs from base 1 to 5058 and encodes 1685 amino acids.